Molecule: messenger RNA, 1736 nt
Organism: Nematolebias whitei (Rio pearlfish)
Lineage: Eukaryota; Metazoa; Chordata; Actinopteri; Cyprinodontiformes; Rivulidae
Gene: lrpap1
Product: low density lipoprotein receptor-related protein associated protein 1
Exons: 8
Coding region: 126-1175 (349 amino acids)
Biological process (GO): negative regulation of very-low-density lipoprotein particle clearance; negative regulation of receptor internalization
Cellular component (GO): endoplasmic reticulum; endomembrane system; endoplasmic reticulum-Golgi intermediate compartment
Molecular function (GO): receptor antagonist activity; heparin binding; lipase binding
Source: RefSeq, a predicted model, not a curated record
UCCGCCCCCGUGUAUCAUGUGACACUCGGUACCUCUGAGCUACCAUAAUAAAGAAUUGUUUGCGUUGCUAAAUUUGGUGAAAAGAAACUUCUCGGCUCCCGCAUUAACGCGUAGCUACCGUCAGAAUGAGGCUGCGGUGUUUCGUGUGGGCUCUGUGUCUCGGAGUCGGUGCUCUUGCGGGAGGAAAAUACUCCCGGGAUGUCAACGAGCCCAAACCGAGCGGCAGCGAAGACAAGCACCUGGUGGAGUUUAGGAUAGCUAAACUCCACCAGGUGUGGGAGAAAGCUCAACGGAUGCAGCUGUCCCCGGUCCGGCAGGCGGAGCUGCACAGUGACCUGAAGAUCCAGGAAAAAGAUGAGCUGCGGUGGAAGAAAAUGAAAGUGGAGGGUCUGGACGACAACGGGGAGAAGGAAGCCCAAAUCAGACGCAACUUCAACGUGAUUCUGGCCAAGUAUGGGAUGGAUGGGAAAAGGGACGCACGGUCGCUGGAGACCAACUCGCUGAAAGACCACGAGACCAAAGAUGGAGACAUAUUUGAUGACCCCAGACUGGACAAGCUUUGGAACAAGGCACAGAACUCGGGUAAGUUCACCGGUGAGGAGCUGCAGAGCUUGAAAAGGGAGUUCCAGCAUCACAAGGAGAAAAUCCACGAGUACAACAUCCUCAUGGAGACCGUCAGCAGGACAGAGGAAAUACACAAGAAUGUGAUCUCCCCCCUGGAGGGCGACACCAAAGAGCACGUGCUGCAGCAGAAGCACACGGAGCUGAAGGACAAAAUGAGAAACCUCAACCACGGCUUCGAGCGCCUCCGCAAGAUCAGCCAUGAGGGCUUCAGUGAAGACAGCGAGUUUCGGGAGCCUCGUGUGAUUGAACUGUGGGAAGCAGCCAAGCGAUCCAACCUCAGCACAGACGAGCUGGACUCUCUGAAGGAGGAGCUGCAUCACUUUGAGGCCAAGGUGGAGAAGCACAACCAUUACCAAGAGCAGCUGGAGUUGUCUCACCAGAAGCUGCGACAUGUGGAGUCUUUAGGAGACGAGGAGCACAUCAAGAGGAACCAGGACAAGUACAACACACUCGCUGAGAAGACCAGAGAGAUGGGCUACAAGAUGAAGAAGCACCUGCAGGACCUGGCCAACAAGAUCUCUCGUCAGGGUCUGCCGCACAACGAGCUCUGAGGGGCUCGGCUCCUGAUGGCGACCUCGCCGACACCCAGCAACACCAUGCAACCAUUCCUUUAACUACCGGGUACUUUAUGAAACAAUGUGUGGAAGGAUAUUUCAUUUGUUAUACAAUCACUGAACUGUGAGCCGAUUUGAUCGAUCGUGAUCGUUUCCAUAAAAAGCUGGACGUUGAGUUCAUAAUAAACCGUUAGUUUGUAGUUGAGUUGAGCUUCUGAGCAGCAGUUGGUCCAGUUUGUUACUAACUGUGCAAAUAAAUACAAACAAAAGCUGCGGACGUUCUCUAUAAGCUGGUUAGCAGAUUAGGAGAGCAAACAAGAAAACCAGGACUCCACAUUAAAUCACAAUCUUUAUUUUGUAAGAAGAAAGCAGCAUAUGUACAUAAAUGAUUUAAAAAAUCUUGUCCAACAGUUCUCCUUGUUUGAUUUAACAAAAAAAAAUCUAUUCAUAUUUACAAGUUUUGUAGAGGAAAGUCGUCUCUGCGGCGACAUUAAAAAGCUUUUACUGGCACCGUGUUACAUUUUCCCAGCUCAUCCCUCAUGCUGGUUUUUCCCUCCU